AUGUAUCGUCUUGCUGCUGCCAUUGCUUCAUCCUCUAGGUCAUCAGCUACCAGAAAGGUAUGCAGUCGUCUUGUGUCCAGCAGGAAUUAUGUGGCCAAGGAUAUCAAUUUCGGAACAUCUGCGCGGGCUGCAAUGUUGCAGGGUGUGAAUGAUCUGGCGGAAGCUGUAAAGGUCACCAUGGGACCAAAGGGCCGUACUGUGAUUAUUGAGAAAAGCCAUGGAUAUCCUAAGAUCACUAAGGAUGGAGUUUCUGUAGCAAAAUCCAUCAAAUUUAAGGAUAAGGCAAAAAAUAUCGGAGCAGAACUGGUGAAGCAGGUUGCAAAAGCCACAAAUGAUGUAGCUGGAGACGGGACUACUUGUGCUACCGUUCUGACUCAGGCAAUUUUCACUGAAGGUUACAAAUCCGUGGCUGCUGGCGUGAACGUGAUGGAUUUACGCAGUGGUAUGAAUUUGGCUGUUGAUGCUGUUAUCCAGGAUCUGAAGAGCAGAGCUGUCAUGAUUAGCACACCCGAAGAAAUUACACAGGUGGCCACGAUUUCUGCAAAUAAUGAACGUGAAAUUGGAGAACUGAUAGCAAGGGCUAUGGAGAAAGUUGGAAAGGAAGGAGUCAUAACUGUUUCUAAUGGAAAUACUUUAGAUGAUGAGCUGGAAGUGGUUGAAGGAAUGAAGCUAGCUCGAGGAUAUAUGUCUCCAUACUUUGUCACUGAUGCAAAGACUCAGAAAUGUGAACUGGAAAAUCCCUUCAUACUCAUUCAUGAGAAGAAAAUUUCAGACAUGUACUCUCUUGUAAAAGUAUUAGAGCUGGCCGUAAAGAACAAAAGGCCACUGCUUAUUGUUGCUGAAGAUGUAGAAAGUGAUCCACUUAAUAUGCUUAUUAUAAACAAACAUCAGGCUGGGGUCAAGGUUUGUGCCAUUAAAGCUCCAGGUUUUGGGGAGAACAGAAGAGCAAGUCUAGAGGACCUUGCCAUUCUAACUGGAGGAGAGGUUAUAAGUGAAGAACAAGGUUUCAGUCUUGAUAAAGUUCAGAAUCAUAUGCUUGGUACUGCUAAAAAGGUCACCAUUUCUCUUGAUGACACACUUAUUCUACAUGGUGGUGGGGACAAGAAGCUGAUUGAAGAAAGAUGUGAGCAGUUAAGGACUGCCAUGGAGAACAGCACAUCCACUUUUGACAAGGAAAAAUCACAGGAGCGGUUAUCUAAGCUCUCCGGUGGUGUUGCCGUUUUUAAGGUUGGAGGAACCAGUGAGGCAGAAGUUGGGGAGAGAAAAGACCGGGUUACAGAUGCUCUAAAUGCAACAAAAGCAGCAAUUGAGGAGGGCAUUGUUCCAGGUGGUGGUGUGGCUCUGUUGUAUGCCAUAAGAGCUCUUAGAAACCUAAAGGCAGUUAAUGAGGACCAGAAAAGAGGAAUCCAAAUUAUUGAGAAUGCUCUCAAGGCUCCAAUAUACACAAUCAUCUCUAAUGCUGGUGGUGAGGGAGCUCUAGUUAUAGGCAAGCUACUGGAGCAAGAUAACCUCAAUUUGGGGUAUGAUGCUGUUAAAGGUGAAUAUGUUGAUAUGGUGAAGGCGGGAAUAAUUGAUCCAGUAAAAGUUAUUAGGACAGCCUUGGUCGAUGCAUCCAGUGUUUCAUUGCUAUUGACAACUGCUGAAGCAAGCGUUGUCGACCUUGACGGAGAGAAGAACCCAAAUGCAAAUCGUGUCCCGGACAUGGAUGCAAUGGGUUACUGA
Molecule: messenger RNA, 1722 nt
Organism: Oldenlandia corymbosa var. corymbosa
Lineage: Eukaryota; Viridiplantae; Streptophyta; Magnoliopsida; Gentianales; Rubiaceae
Source: the annotation of a GenBank genome assembly